CAAAAUUGACAUUUGAGAAAAGGGAGGUUAUGGCCGUAAAUAUCACAAUUAAAAAAAUGUAAAUUAAUAUAAACGAUAGAGAUGUCUUCAACGGUGGAAGUGGAACCUGGGGCAGCGCCUGAAAGCGUUCUCGUUACAGCGGACUCGUGUGAAAACUUUGAGCAUAUGAAUUCGAGCUUGGAAGAAAUCAAGAAUUUAAUUGAAAUUAAACAAGCAGCUGAGGAAUCGACGAUAGAAACAGUGGUCAGCGAAAAUUUGGAGGAAACCGGUAAUUUUAGUGAAUGCGAUGAUGAUGAGGACGAUUAUGUGCAGAAUAGUGAAUGGACAUCAAGGAAAAAACAAGUUUUUGUUCUUAGUAUGGCUGGAAAACCUAUUUAUUCAAGGUAUGGUAACGAGGAUAAGUUAGCAUGGCUGUUUGGUGUAAUGCAAACGUUGGUUAGUUUUGUGCAAUCCACAAACGAUGACUGUAUAAAGAGCAUUCACGCUGGGGACACCACGUUUGUAUUUUUAGUCAAAAAACCCCUAAUAUUAGUCACAGUAUCCAAAACACACGAGAGUGAGAAUCAACUUAUAUCACAACUAAACUAUGUAUUUAAUCAAAUAACGAGUACUUUAACACUAACAAGACUAAAUAAAAUCUACGAACAAAGGCAGAAUUAUGAUUUGCGCAGGCAAUUAACAGGGGCGGAGAGGUUGAUCGAUCACUUGUUGGAUUUUACAGAAAAAGAGCCCUCUUUUCUGCUGGGGGCUGUACAAUGCCUUCCUUUGGCCUCUUCAGUGAGAAAUACCAUAAGUUCUGCCAUAACAGGGGCUUGCAAUAAAAUUAAGAACCUUGUGUUCGCUAUACUGUUGGCAAACAACAAACUAAUCACUCUGGUAAGGAUGAAGAAGUACUGUUUACACCCCGCCGACCUGCAUUUGAUUUUCAACCUGGUACAAGCGUCGGAGAGUCUUAAAAACUCUGAAAACUGGACGCCACUGUGUUUGCCUCGUUUCGAUUCCAGCGGUUUCCUGUACUGCCACGUUUCUUACUUAUCUGAGGACUGCCAAGCUUGCUUACUGUUGCUCACGGUGGAACGGGAUGUCUUCUACGUGCUCAGUCAGGCCAAACAGGCCAUCGUGGAAAAAUUACGCAGGACUAACUGCUUGGAGGCCAUUAAUAACUCGCUGACGACAAACGAGGAAACUUGUUUGACGGCUGGGUUCACCGAGUUAAGGCAUUAUCUGUACAAAUGCAAAUCUACGGCGCAAUUUUACCAACCCAGCUUGGCCCCACCGUACACACUGGAAAAAGAGAGACUUUUGGAGCUGUACAAAAGAGCUCACCAGCACUUACAUUGCAGCUCUAGGCCGUUGAAGCUGGUUUUCGAAAAGAGCUCCAAAGAGGUAGUCCUAGCUUGGGACACCAAAGGGUUCGAGUUGUAUGUGGUUUUCGAACCUCUAAUCGAUACAACCGGCGCCAUAAAUUUAGUAGGGAAACUACUGAACUGGAUCAAGAAUAGGGAGGAUAAAUUGUUUCAUCUAAAUGCGCCCACCUUUUAAUACUUUUUCUUUAGGUCUUUUAAUGUGUAUAUAGUAAAUUAUUUACAUUUGUUUCUAUAUUGAACUGUGAUAAUCACAAAUCAUAAUAAUUGUUGUAAAAAUAUAUUAAGUAUUAAAUAGGUGUCUUUUUAUUAUA
Molecule: messenger RNA, 1678 nt
Organism: Brassicogethes aeneus
Lineage: Eukaryota; Metazoa; Arthropoda; Insecta; Coleoptera; Nitidulidae
Source: the annotation of a GenBank genome assembly